AUGGCUCACAAGCAAAUAUACUAUUCGGACAAGUACUUCGAUGAACAUUACGAGUACCGGCAUGCCAUGUUGCCCAGAGAACUUUCCAAACAAGUACCCAAAACCCAUCUAAUGUCUGAAGAGGAGUGGAGGACACUUGGUGUUCAACAAAGUCUAGGCUGGGUACAUUACAUGAUUCAUGAGCCAGAACCACAUAUUCUUCUCUUUAGACGACCGCUUCCAAAACAACAACAAAAUGAAGAUUAUAUAGGGAUGUUCAAUUAA
Molecule: messenger RNA, 264 nt
Organism: Echinops telfairi (small Madagascar hedgehog)
Lineage: Eukaryota; Metazoa; Chordata; Mammalia; Afrosoricida; Tenrecidae
Product: cyclin-dependent kinases regulatory subunit 2-like
Exons: 1
Coding region: 1-264 (87 amino acids)
Biological process (GO): regulation of mitotic cell cycle
Cellular component (GO): SCF ubiquitin ligase complex; cyclin-dependent protein kinase holoenzyme complex
Molecular function (GO): cyclin-dependent protein serine/threonine kinase activator activity; ubiquitin binding; protein kinase binding
Source: RefSeq, a predicted model, not a curated record